This is a messenger RNA of Pecten maximus, 5121 nucleotides long. Its product is annotated as radixin-like. The transcript has 15 exons. Gene Ontology annotation, biological process: positive regulation of early endosome to late endosome transport; positive regulation of protein localization to early endosome; regulation of organelle assembly. Gene Ontology annotation, cellular component: adherens junction; microvillus; apical part of cell. The coding region runs from base 219 to 1961 and encodes 580 amino acids. Gene Ontology annotation, molecular function: actin binding; cell adhesion molecule binding. Lineage: Eukaryota; Metazoa; Mollusca; Bivalvia; Pectinida; Pectinidae. The record is from RefSeq and is a predicted model, not a curated record.
CUCGAACGGAGCGUCAUUCGGAUUGUUAACUAUCAAUUCUAUCCUAGAGGGGUCCAACUAUUGCUCAUUAUCUUGAGUGUCACACCCUGGAGGCCAUAAUAGAACCGGUCCCGUAGAAGAACACCAUUGUUUAAUUGGGUUUGGCCCUCAGUGGACAGUUACCUCCCUUUACCUUGGACUAUCCUAUUCCCUGUCUUUGGUGAACCUUAAUUCCAAAAAUGCCCAAAACAGUUAACGUGCGCGUCACCACCUUGGACGCUGAGUUGGAGUUUGCCAUCCAGCAAAGCACCACCGGCAAACAGCUCUUUGAUCAGGUUGUCAAAACUAUUGGUCUGCGUGAGAUCUGGUUCUUUGGUCUUCAGUACAUCGACACCAAAGGGUACACAACCUGGUUGAAACUCAAUAAGAGGGUCUUAAAUCAAGAUGUCAAAAAAGAAACACCAGUACAAUUUAAAUUUAGAGCAAAGUUCUUUCCCGAGGAUGUAUCCGAAGAACUUAUCCUGGAAGUCACACAGAGGAUGUUUUUCCUGCAAGUUAAGGAAGGUAUCCUGAGCGACGAGAUAUAUUGUCCUCCUGAGACGUCUGUCCUGCUGGCCUCUUACGCAUGUCAGGUUAAACAUCAGGGCAAAGAUGGCGUUGACCUCUCUAGCGACACACUUCUUCCUCAGAGAGUAAUUGAUCAACAUAACCUCACCAAAGAACAGUGGUAUGAGCGUAUUGCUAACUGGUAUGGGGAACACAAAGGAAUGCUUGUAUGUGAUGCCAUGUUGGAGUAUCUUAAAAUAGCACAAGAUUUGGAAAUGUAUGGUGUGAACUACUUUAAGAUCAAGAACAAGAAGGCUACAGUGUUGUUACUAGGUGUGGAUGCCCUCGGCCUCAAUGUGUAUGAAGAAAAUGAUAAAUUGACACCAAAAAUAGGAUUCCCAUGGAGUGAAAUCAGCAAUAUCUCUUUUAAUGACAAGAAAUUUAUCAUCAAACCAAUUGACAAGAAAGCACCUGACUUUGUAUUCUAUGUAGAGCGUCUUAGAAUAAACAAACGAAUCCUUGCACUUUGUAUGGGAAAUCAUGAACUUUACAUGCGCCGUCGCAAACCUGACACUAUUGAAGUGCAACAAAUGAAGGCACAAGCAAAGGAAGAGAAAAUGGCAAAGGAGCUUGACGCUCUUCGUCUAAGAGAGGCAGAGGAGGCACAGCGACAAGCCGAGGAGCAGCGCCGCCUAGUGGAAGAAAAACUAAUAAUGAGGGAGGAACAAUUAAGAAAGAGAGAGGAGGAACUCAAACUACAGCAGGAUGAGCGUAUGGAGAUUGAGAGAAAGCUCAGCGAGAUGGCCUUGCUGUCAUCAGCGGUAGAAGAUAAACAAUCUCAGCUGGAUGCAACGACCAACCGCAUGAACGAACUAGAGUCACGACUUGAGAGUAUGAAGGAAAUGAGUGAAGCAGAAAAACAGAAACUGGCAUCAACACAAAUAGAUGUGGAGGAAGAAUUGAGGGAGAAAAUGAUGGAACUGAGGGAACAGAACGAUGCCUAUCAGUCUCAGCUAGAACAGCAGGAGAAUCUUCAGGCUGAGAUUGAGGCUGCUCGUGUCCAGGCCGAGGAGGAACGUUUGAUGCGUGAGGAAAAGGAACGUGAAUGGAGGGAGUCUGAACAGGCACGCCUCGACAUGGAAGAAAAACUCAUGCAGAUUAAAGAGUCUGAAGUAGAAUCGGCUGAUCUUGGUGGUGAUAUUAAUGCUCCACGCCCAGAGGAAGACCGUGAUGCGUACCAAAAAUCUGAAAGUAAUAAGGAAAGACUGGAGUCCCUGAGUGCAGAACUUUUGGAGGCCAAGAUUGGGGGAAAAGAAACACAAAAUGACAUCCUACAUACAGAGAAUGUCAAACAAGGUCGCGACAAGUACAAGACACUAAAACAGAUCCGACAAGGCAACACCAAGAAACGAAUUGAUGAGUUUGAAAGUCUCUAAGACACAUGCUACCAGCUUGUUUGUGAUUGAGCCUGGGUGUAGUGACACACUGUUGUUCAGAUGGCCUCGUCCAGAUACAGUAUGUGUCCGUUAUAUGUAGACUUAUGGGACAGUAAGGAAACGGCACACAUCACCAGAACAAAUGUCUAUUUUUUACUUGAGAAUGUAUAGGAUUCAUAUCAGUUUGUUGCAAGUAUAUAUAUGACACAUAUAUAUAUAUAUAUAUAAUCUGUAUGACAUUUUAUAUGUACGUAUCAAGGGAUGUGUUGAAAGUUAAAACAAAAAAUUGUGGAGAUAAGUUUAACAAAAAGUACUAUUGACAUUUGAGAGUUUCCUCUUGUGUAAAUAUUGAAGUAUAUAAAAGAUAUAUAGAAGAUUUCCAGUCCGCUGGUUCACAGAAUGGUGCACUAUGGGUGUGGUCCAGGUACUCUGUCUCUCACUCCCCCUGAUUCCUUCUUUCUUGCUUUCACUUCCUACUACAAAACUAAAUAGAUUUCAAAAACCUAACCUAUACGUAAUGAAUGUAUUUGUAUAAAUAAUCAUACGCUGCUAUUCAGGCUCGAGCUUUCAAAUGUCUUGUCCUUUUGUAAUUUUAUCAAGGCAAUUGAUGAAUUUGAAGCCGCUUGAUCAACAACUGGGCACUUGUGUCCGGUUACUAUGGUUACAUAUAUAACAAUGUUGGUAUACAUCAUUUUCACUUGACCCCGUUUACUCAUUGAAGUCGGAGGUAGUGUUGAUGAAGUACACUGAUUAUAUAGUUGUAGUUUGUAUCGUAAGCUUUACUGAAACAAUAAAUCAAUCGUAAUGAUUAUCAAAUUAUCUAAACCGCAAGUUUUAUAUACAUUUUUUUUCUGCGAAUCCCCACAUUUAAACUCAGAAUGUGGGUUCUGUUUCUGAGUGGAAGAGAAAACAAAUAUUUCAUGAAUAUCACAAUGUAAACUUUGCUGUACUAAUUGUCCUAUGCAUAUUAGAGAGAUUUUUGUCCAUACCUAACCGUUAUAUUUCAUUAGAUGUUAUCGGGACACAUGUAUGUUUUUAGAGGUGGGGCAUUUUCUGUAACAUGCCACAUUGUCCAUUCCAGUAGUUUCGGGUUGAUAACUAAUUACAGAAAAUAGAUUAAGGAAUUUAUUAUACCCUUAUCCUGCUGAAACCAAACUAUAACGACAACUUUCAAGCAUGAUGAAGAAAGUGAAUACCUACCCUAAAUAUCAUUUUCAUUAUUUAGUUAAAAUUAUACACAGAAAAUGUAUUCAAUUCACUAUAUUUCUACUGUAUUAAUAUGACUUUUUUUGUUAAUUUUUUAUGUGAUUAGAAAUUGAUUUUGUCAUGUAUUUACAUGUGUAUUUCAUUUUCAUGUUUUGGAUGGUAUCUUUGUCAUAGCUGAAGCGCUGUCAUAUAUAUAUAUCUAAUUUGUAGCUUCUCUGAUCUAUAAAGAACAAAACAUUUAUCACCAGUCUUUGUUCAUUGUUCUCAUUGUUAUCUAGUAUUCUUUUAUGGAUAUGUCUUUGUUUAGCUUUCAUAUAUAUGUUAAUUUACUCAAAAGAGUUGCAAGUUUAAGCAGAGUGUGUCAUGUUGACUCUAGGGGGAUAAACCAUGUUAUUAAUUGUAUUCAGCUGUAAGUUAGAAGAUUUUCUAGUGCUUAAUCCAUAUAAAGAACCCUACAGCCAUGAAAUGGAACAAGAAUUAUUCAUUCCAAAAACAAAAUGUACAUAUGGAAGUUUAAAAGUAUAUCUAACAAAAAACAUAUAUUUUCUCAGUUAUAUUCUUUAAAUUAUAGCAUUAAAGGUUGAAAAGUCUGUAACAGAUAUAUAUAAUAUUAAUUUCUGAAUUUUUGUUAACAUAUUUUAUUCCAAAAGGAAAAUUGAUAUUUUUGUUGAAGGAAUUGUGAUAAGGUGUGUCUGUGACAGGUAAGUUGUAAUCGGUGGUUGAUCAGAUGAAAUCUGCAGUAAGUUGGAUUAUUAUAUAUAUUAAUAUCACUAUGUAGUAGAUAGAUAGUACUUACCAUGAUAUGAAAACGUUCUCAAAUAUUCGGCAUAUGUACUAAACACAUUCAGGUUCCAGUGGUAAAAAUUUGGAAGUUAAGAGUAAGGGAUGAAAAUAAGUGCUUUAUCUGUGCAGUCACAGACAGUUUAUCAUUUUCAUUACAAUGUCGGUGACAUCAUGUUCAGUUAUUAUUUGUAAUGAUGUACUCAUGUGUUCAUGACAUACAUGAAACCCUUUAUAAGUUUAUAUUGGUAAUAUCCCCCACAAACUACACCUAAUUCGAUAUUGGGUGUAGUUUGUGGGUGAAGCCUAUGGUUGUUUGCUGGUCACGGUCCAAACGGUUGGACCAGAGUUCAUAAAAUAGGGACAGACCCAAUGAUUUAAUGUUGUGUCCGACAAGCCUUGACAAUGAUUACCAAGGCCUGUAUUAACAUCUGCAGAACCAUCAAGAUAUAUGCCUGGAAUAUUACAUAUAAAAUCAUGAUGAACCAGUUUGACCUCAUAAACGAACAGGCCCUAGGAAUUAGCAUUGUCCAUCCAGUCAUUGUGACAAUAGCUGCUAGCUAGAGAUCAAGUUUCCUUGUAAAUUCUUUUGUAUUGUAAUAUUACUUAUUGUCUUGGGUUGUGUAAGUCCACAACAUAAUUGCCUGAUAUUAUCACGCCAAUUUACUGAAGCUAUGCAGUAUCGCUGGUUGUACAAAGCUUGUAAAAGUUUAACAUCCUUUCAUAAAAUCAAAUCAGAUAGCAGGGAUUGAUCUAUAAUUAUGUUUACUAUAGUUAAUUUUCUUUUGUUUAUAAUAAAUAAAGGGUAGUAAAUUGUUGUAAUGACCGAAGUAAAGGCUAUACGAUGUACCAAAUUAUCUUGCCUGAAUUUUUAUCUAUACUCAUCUUAAGCAAGAAAUGACAAGGGCUUGAAACUACAAUGAUGAAACAUUUUGUGUCGGCUAUUUAUAAGUAUCACGAAGGUGGAUUUUGCAAUGUUUUCUGUACUUAAAUCUUCUAUUGAAGUAACACAAGAUCAGCUAAAUCAUGGCUCGUCCAUAGAUGUGGAAAUAUUUGCUCCAAAUAGUAUUGUAGAUUAUAUUAUUAAUCCAAGAUGUCUCAUGGAACACGUAUACCAUCUAUAAAAUGAAUAAUGAUAUGUAAUUGUCAAAAUAAAAUCAUUGGAGUAAUGGUA